Molecule: messenger RNA, 270 nt
Organism: Podospora anserina S mat+
Lineage: Eukaryota; Fungi; Ascomycota; Sordariomycetes; Sordariales; Podosporaceae
Exons: 3
Coding region: 1-270 (89 amino acids)
Cellular component (GO): cytosolic large ribosomal subunit
Molecular function (GO): RNA binding; structural constituent of ribosome
Source: RefSeq, a predicted model, not a curated record
AUGAAGUCCGGCAAGGUCGUCCUUGGAUACAGAUCGACCCUCAAGGCCCUCCGCACCGGCAAGGCCAAGUUGAUCCUCAUCGCUGCCAACACCCCUCCUCUCCGCAAGUCUGAGCUCGAGUACUACUCCAUGAUGAGCAAGACCUCAGUCCACCACUACAACGGCACCAACAUUGAGCUUGGUACCGCUCUUGGCAAGCUCUUCAAGUGCUCCACCAUGGCCAUCCUCGACGCUGGUGACUCCGACAUUCUGGCUGACCAGACUGCCUAA